GAAGUUCUCCCCCUGUUCCCCCUUCUCUUUCUCGUCAGGGCAGUUUAUCCGUUUGCUGCGUAGCUGAGUCAGAGGCAUGUGGAGGCUGCCUGGCUGUUGUUAGCAGCCGGGCUCUUUGGGGACCUACAACCCUUCAAGUUACUUGAACUACAAGUAGAAAGUCAUCGGGCACUGUCGGGAGAAUGUCACGGAAAAGCUCCAGAGAAUCCAAAAAAGUUAAUGUUUCCAGCUCCUUGGAAUUGGAAGAUAUAAGCUUGGAGACUACAGUACCCACUGAUGAUAUUUCUUCCUCAGAAGAUCGGGAAGGUCCCGUCAAAAUUACUAGACAGCUGAUUGAGAGGAAGGAGCUGCUUCAUAAUGUGCAGUUGCUGAAAAUAGAACUUUCCCAGAAGAACUUGAUGUUAGACAACUUGAAGGUGGAAUACCUGACUAAAAUUGAAGAACUGGAAGAAAAGCUUAAUGAUGCUCUCCAUGAGAAACAGCUGCUAUCUUUACGACUAGAUAACCAGUUGGCAUUACAGCAAGAAGAUGCUCGAAAACAUCAAGAACUAAUGAAACAGGAAAUGGAAACCAUCUUGCUGCGCCAGAAGCAGCUAGAAAAGAAUAACCAUCAGUUGAGAGAGCGGUCCGGAGAUAUUCGCCGCAGCUUGCGUGACCUUGAAUUGACUGAUGAGUGCUACACCAAACUCAAAUCUCUUUCAGAAGAUGAACUUUCAAUUCCCGAAUAUGUAUCUAUUAUAUUUUACGAAGCAGUACAUCCUUUAAAAAAGGAGCUAAAUGAACUACAGGUAAAGAAGGAUGCAGCAUCUGAAGAACUGAAUGAUUGCAAAUCUCAGUUGAAACACUUGAUGGAGAACUAUGAAGCAGAGCGAAGAAGUCGGUCAGAACUAGAAGUCAGAUGUCAGCGUUUAACACUUGAACUAGCUGAUACAAAGCAAAUGAUUCAUCAAGGCGAUUAUAGACAAGAGAAUUACGAUAAAGUAAAAGGGGAGCGUGAUGCAUUUGAACAUGAUUUUUCAGAGCUUCGAAGAAAAUACGAAAUAUUGGAAGUAUCACACAAAGCACUAACCAAAGAAAGAAAUGAUUUAUCAAAAGAGGUUGCAGCUUUACAGCAGUCUGUUACCUUACUGCAAAAAGAUAAGGAUUACCUCAAUCGUCAAAACAUGGAGCUUAAUGUUCGCUGUGCUCAUGAAGAAGAUCGUCUUGAAAGGCUUCAGGUUCAGCUAGAAGAUGCUAAGAAGGCCAGAGAAGAAAUUUAUGAGAAAUAUGUCACAUCCAGAGACCAUUAUAAAACAGAAUAUGAAAACAAACUGCAUAAUGAAUUGGAACAAAUAAGGCAGAAGACAUCUCAAGAAAUAGAACAGCUUCGAACAGCUACAAAGGAAAUGUAUGAACGUGAAAACAGAAAUUUAAGGGAAGCCAGAGAUAAUGCUGUGACUGAAAGAGAGAGAGCUAUUGCAGGUGAAAGAGAUGCUUUAGGAAAACAUGAGCAGCUUUUAGAACAGUACAGACAACUGCAGAUCAGCACAGAAAGCAAAGUAGCCGAACUGUUCCAUCAAAAUAAACUGAAGUUGUUUGAAAACGAACGUCUACAGCUGAUGCAAGAAGAAACCUCCAAGAACCUUUCACAGUGUCAACUGGAAUGUGAAAAAUAUCAGCGAAAACUAGAGGUUUUAACCAAAGAAUUUUAUAAUCUUCAAGCACUGAGCGAGAAACGGAUUUCAGAACUUCAGGCACAAAAUUCUGAGUACCAGGCAAGGCUUGACACGUAUGAAAAGCUGGAAAAAGAACUUGAUGAGAUAAUCAUGCAAAGUGCAGAACUUGAAAGUGAAGAAGAGGCAGAGAGAGUUCUGUUCUCCUAUGGAUAUGGUGCAAAUGUCCCCACAACAGCCAAAAGGCGGUUGAAGCAGAGUGUUCAUUUGGCAAGAAGAUUGCUGCAGCUAGAAAAGCAAAACACGUUGCUUGUAAAAGAUCUGGAACAUCAGAAGGAACAAGUUGCCCAAAUUUCACAAGAGCGGGACAGAGGUAAUUCGUUGAACCAAGUACAACAGCCUUACAGGUAUCUCAUUGAGUCUGUACAACAGAGAGAUUCUCAGAUACUUUUACAGAAAGAACAAAUUGCACAGCUUGAGAAGGAUAUUAGUCUUUUAAAUAAAGAAAGGCGGCUUUGCUGCGUGUCAAGAAUCAAAUGGCAGCAGAUUUAGAAAGACUUCUAAAUCACCGUGAGGAACUAGCUGUGAUGAAACAGAUGUUGAUUCGUCUUCAUGGUAAACCCCAAGGAGAUAGUUUGCCCCAGAAACAGA
Molecule: messenger RNA, 2303 nt
Organism: Lacerta agilis (Sand lizard)
Lineage: Eukaryota; Metazoa; Chordata; Lepidosauria; Squamata; Lacertidae
Gene: PIBF1
Product: progesterone immunomodulatory binding factor 1
Biological process (GO): cilium assembly
Cellular component (GO): centriolar satellite
Source: RefSeq, a predicted model, not a curated record